Molecule: messenger RNA, 1032 nt
Organism: Klebsormidium nitens
Lineage: Eukaryota; Viridiplantae; Streptophyta; Klebsormidiophyceae; Klebsormidiales; Klebsormidiaceae
Source: the annotation of a GenBank genome assembly
GUGAAAAGAAGAAUUCUUGCUCCGUCCUUUUUCAGAGCAAUCCACGAGUUUAGAGCUGCCGAGCAGAUUCCACACUACGCAUUUUGCACUGACCUGCGCUCCCUCAGUUCCUUUCAAAACAGCUCACGCCCCUCGCCACAUGGCUUCCAAAGAGAUCGCCACAAGCAACCGGCGGUCGAAGGCCACCCUCGGAAAGCGCGUGCUGUGCGCUUUGGACAAUUCGGACGCGUCCGCGCUGGCGCUGCAGUUCGUGCUGGAUGCGCUUGUGAAACCGGAGGAUGGCGACAAGCUCAUCCUGUUCCAGGCGGCAAGGGUCAUUGACAUGUAUGAUGACGUGGAGUUCAUGUUCGUCCCAGACAACCAGAUUGCCGCCGCCCAAGAGCGCCUCGUGGAGCUGUGCUUGUCCAACCUGAAGAAGAUCAAGGAACAAUUCAAGGUAGACGCCGAGUUGGUGGUUCUCCCGGGGGAUCCCCGGCAGCUGAUCCCUGACUACGUCACCAAGCAUCCGGUUGACAUGGUGGUGGUCGGUACACGGGGGCGGGGCAAGUUCAAGAGUCUGUUCCUGGGCAGUGUGAGUAGCUACCUGGUCAGCCACUGCCCGGUUCCGGUGCUCGUCGUCCCAAACCCCAGGUUUGCCGCAUCGCUUCUGAAGAAGGAAAGCGACGCGACCGCUUCUUGAAAGCGCUGGCGCUGACGUCAUCAGGAGCAUGUGCGUGCAGACGGCGCUCAAAAAGACAGCUGUUGAUGACGGUAUGGCCUAUGUCAGAUGGAAGAGAGAUUUUGUGCAAUGUAUUGAACGGGUUUGUAUGCAAGAAAGGAGUACAUAAGCAAGGAGCGGUCUCUCGUUGGACCCUUCUAAAAUUUCAAUAGGACUCUGUACGAUUUACCUAUUGUCGAAAGACGAGUUUGUAUAGUACGUUAGAAGAGAUGCAGUAUCUCCGUUUUAGAGUAGUCACGUGCUAAGAAAAAAUGUUCUGCGGAACGGGCUUCAAGAUCACAUACUUCGGUUGCUCCGUGACAAACGAACCCGAU